Messenger RNA from Epinephelus moara (kelp grouper), 13281 nucleotides. Its product is annotated as histone H2A-like. NCBI's taxonomy places the organism in Eukaryota, Metazoa, Chordata, Actinopteri, Perciformes, Serranidae. Gene Ontology annotation, cellular component: nucleosome. Gene Ontology annotation, molecular function: DNA binding; structural constituent of chromatin; protein heterodimerization activity. Bases 8440 to 8754 code for a protein of 104 amino acids. The transcript has a single exon. The record is from RefSeq and is a predicted model, not a curated record.
UUCAGGCAGAGAGACCGCUGCAUCAGAGCAGAAGAGCACGUUUUAAAAUACAUUUAUUUUAUCAAUUAGUUAUUAACUUUUACUAUUUUUAGCAACUUGCCCAAUCGGGCAAGUGAGUUGUUAGUUUACAUGCCCGACCUUGAGUUUUACUUGCCCAGGGGCAAUCGGGCAGUCGUUAUUGUUGAGCCCUGGUUUAAAUGGUGCCAUAAUUGAGCACCCUCACAUUAGACAUGACAGUCCUGGGCUAUUUUUGAAAGAUGGAGUUCAUUUCACACCUAGGGGAAAUGAUAUGUUUUAAGUAAAUUAGUUAAUUGUUUUAAAGACCACCUCCAAACACAGUGAACUGCUUACUGUUGGCAGUGUCACUGCUUUUGAAUUUGGCCUUUAGGACACAUUUUGUUAGGCCUGAACAUAGCCCAGGCUGUCAUGGCUAAUGUUCAGUUUUUUAUAUUCAUCUAUAACUUGUUUAAAAUUUCAAUAAAUUCUAUAUUUGCACUCCUGUCUUUAUUACUGACUGAAUGUUGUAUUUCACAAUCAAAUCUGACUGUCAAUUGAAAGGACAAACAAAUCAUACACAACAGAUAAAACAUAAAGCAUUAAUGUUUAACAUUGUCAUUGACAAAUAAUUAAGCAGUCCAUUUCUUUGUGGGCCUGAUUAUUUUAACUUUGUUCUUGAAGAUAACUAAGCACCUUACACCCAGCAGCAGAGCCUGAGAAGAUUUUGGUCAGUACCCUUUGUUUGCUGCUCUGUUAGAAGUCUAGUUUUAAGACAGAAGAAUGUGACUGGAUAAAAGGGCUCAAAGUGAAAAACAAAGAAUUAGGUGGACACAAUAGUUUUGAAGCCCCCAAGGAGGUAUCACUUGUUCGCUAUGUUGCCAACUCUGAGAGGGUCUUCCUCAGGCAAAGGUAUUGUGACGUUUUUAUAGUGAGGCAAAUAGAAACAUAAUCAGCCAAUUGUGUGUUAUGUUUUUUUUUAGCCCCGCUAUAUAAGCCUCAAUACCGAGCAAUACCCACAGAGCCUUCUCAUAUGUCACAACAUCACAAAUAAAUAAUACCUCCUACGGGGCUUAAAACUAUUCAGUGUGCAGAUAAUUCCUUAUUUUUCACAAAAGGAGAAUAGUUUCUCAAUGAAUUUUCUUCAUUUGUCGUAAAUGUCCAAACAAAACCAGCACAUAACAUCAGCUUUUCAUUUUCUUUACAUUCUGCUAAGAUAAAUGCAAACUUGGGUAAAUGUUAAGACAAAUGAUUAAGCAUUAAGAUGCCAUUAAUAACUACUAUGUUUUGUUAAUGGUUUAAAUCACCACUAUAUUUCCAAUCAUCACAGGAAACUGAUGAAUGACAGCUUUCAAAAAAAUUGCUUUUUCUCUAAAGUAAAUUUUGUCUGAUCCAUUUUAUAUAACAAAAAUUAUAACCAUUACACAAACAGUUUAACAAAAUAAAGUCAAAUCUUGCAUUCAUGAAAACAUUCAUUUUAAAAGGUUACAAAAAGUACACAUUAAAUAAAUGAAAAGAUUUGUAACAGUAAUUCUUAAACCUAUGGAUUAGAACCCAGUGUCAUAAUUUGCAAAAUCUUAAUUUCUUGUGAAAUAACCUCUUUAAUGUGGAGUAAACAUCACAUUUGCCGAGGCAUUUUAACUUUCCUCAAGUGUCCUACAUGAAAGGGGAAGCUAUAGAGACCAAAACCGUUUUUUUGUACCAGGCUGUAAACAUGUUUAUUUCUGCUGUAAAGUUGAGCAUUUUAACAUGGGGGUCUAUGGGGAUUGACUCGCUUCUGGAGCCAACCUCAAGUGGCCAUUCAAUGAACUGCAGUUUUUGGCAUUUCCGCAUUGGCUUCACUCUUCACCCCCGGAGGUUGACGCUUGCUCUGAACCCAACUGAAUGACCUGGAGGGUUACAGCAAAUUACCUCAUUUCAAGUACAAGUCCAUAACAGAGUGUUACAAAGAUCAGGAAAAUAUACACAUCUUUGAGGAAAUGUUACACUCCAAAUUUACAAGCUCCUUUGUUUAAUCACCACUUUAGUCUUUGUAAAAAUCUUUUUCUUUUAUGAUUUACUCUCCUUUAUAAUUCAUGUUUUAUCCAUGUUAAUAUUUGUUGUCCUGUUAAAAUGUAUAUUAUGUAUUUAUAUAUUCAUGUACUUAGAUCACAAUGUGUUACACAACAAACUAGGAGUACUGUCACCACCAGAGACGGCUGGUAUAAGUGGGCUAGCAGAGCUACGCCCUGCCUAUCUUAUACAAUAAAGACGAGAAAAUUAUUAAAUUAAAGAGAAUAUUAAAAUAUUAGUUAUUGAACCUUAGAACUGAUUGUAUUUGGCGGAACCUAUAGCAGCAACAGCACUAAAAUAGUCACAAAAACGCAGGAUUUGUGGGCUGAUUUUUUUACAGCCCAUACUCCUAGAAUCAGCUUCCAAUCCUUGUUGUCACAUCGUGAGUGACAGGUGUCAUGACAAGCCCCCUUGAUUUACUGUCCAGUUGGGCUAAAUUAAUCCAGACCAGGCCACUGACUUUUGGCCAAUGACAGUGCGUGCAAGUACAGUGAGAGCCUGCCCGCUGUUACUGCAGUGGGAGAGUGAGCAUUGAGUCUUGCGAAUUGUGUUAGCAUCAUGCUGAACGAGGUAAAUUAUUUUAAAUGCUGUCUAUCGAGCGGGACCUCAUCCAAAAAUCAUCGGACUUAAAUGACUUGGUGAUUAACCUGUUUGCAUCCCAGAAAGGCCGUUGAUGUGAGCUUCUCUUCAAAUAAGGAAGGCCCAAGCCCUAACCUCUUAUUAAAGGAGCCUUACUCCUUUCCUUUCUUUACCUUUCCUGUCUGUGUGUACAGCCGAAGAUAGUUUGCGUGCGUGCGUGCGUGCGUGCGUGCGUGCGUGCGUGCGUGCGUGCGAGAGCUUUUGGCUCCAGAAUGUUUUUGUAGUUAGCCUAAUUCUCUAGUUUUGUUGUAGUGCAUUGUUGCUGUAACCUGGUACUGUGUCUCGGUGUGAUGUUACUGUCACUGCAGCUGAACUAUUGCUCAGUAUAGGCCAUAGGCCUAAUGCGUUAGCCCUCCCACCCAAUUUAACCACGAGCCGCUACUGGUCACCUCAGACCUUUGUUUUUAAAAGUACAUGGGGAACACUUCAAUUCUUAACAGUAUGACAGACACCAUGUUGUUGUUGUUGUUAACGUUAUAGAAUUUCUUUAUCAUUACAGUGUAUUUCGUUUCAAUGUGGAUGUUUUGGAGAAGACAUUUUGUUUCCAUAGCUGACAUAUCACAGUUACAUACACAAAAUUAAAUUCAUUUUGUAACGUACGGUAAUAUAAAGUCCCUCUAUUGCCAAAAAUGACCUUGCGUACUCGACAUUGCUUGUUUUAUCGACAUUUCGACUCUUACGAAUAAUUCGCACUGUCUACGUGAGCUGAAGGCCGACAAAGAGAGUCCGAGGUCCCACCCAACGCUGCUUGCAGCUUUAAUUGUAUUUAGUUUUUAGCCGUGCCUUGUGAGAUCUAAGAUACGAAAAAAAUUGUAAAAUAAGCCUACACCCUACACUGUAGCUUCUUCUGCAUUAUAAGUUGAUGUUUUACAACUUUCUGCAAGUAUAUCAGGAUCCCUGUACGAGGUACACUGUAAAAACUAUUACUUAAACUACUUAAACUGAGGGCACUACUGUAGAAAUGAUUAUGCGCUCAACUUCCAGUGAGAUAGCAGAAGUAGUAGUAAGCUAGUUAGUCAUAGACUGUCCGUGGUUAGUCCCACGGCUACUCUUGGUGGCUAACCGCCAACACUGGUUCUUUUCUAAAGUAAUUUGCCUUCAGUUUAGCAAAUACCGAUUUAUUUUUUAACAAAUAUUUAACUAAUGUUAACUUACCAUUUCCUAAAAUGUCUUGGCGGAGCUCUGGUACCUGUUGCACUAUCCAUGUCUGUAACAACUAACAACCAGUCUAUACUAAAUUUUUGUCCUCAGCAGUGUGUUGAACAUGUAACCAGAACAAAAAGGGAUUGUUCCUGUUGCCAAACGUACCAUUGAUGAGAAAUAAAACCACAAGAGUUUCACAAGACAUAGCGAAAAAGUAUGAAAUCAGAAUUUGCAAAAGAGAAUGACAUGUAGACUGACAGGUCCGUCACUCAAUGUCAGUACAUGAUAUCCCUGUCUUUCCCCAUCUGACUUCAUUCUCAACCUACAUUAGAAAAUUGCUCAUUAUAAAAUAGACUCAGCAGCAUACCUUGAAAUAUGUAGGCUAUUUAGUCAUUAGGUCUGAGAAUGUGUUACUGAUUUACAAUACUUCCUAUAUAUCAUAUAAAAAAAAAAAUGCCAAAAGUUAUUUCUUUUACUAUUACUUUAUAUUACUAUUACUUAAGUCUGCUGCUAAAUUCAGCAUCAUGUUUCGCUCAGAACACAGUUUUUAAUAAAUCUGAAGUUAUAAAAAUAUGUGAACUGCGUCGUUAACGCAAACGAGCGGAGGAUUAACUAAGAAACAUGACAUUAAUUAACUUUAUAUGGAGCUACAGUUAAUAUUGAAUUAUGUUAAGUGUGAAUGAAUGAAUGAAUUUUAUUUUCGAACGAGUAUAAAAAUAAAAAAAAUAUAAUUAUAGCUGCUGCGCAGCGAUGGGUCGGGUCCGGGCAUUUUUAGGCAAUUCUGAGCAACAAGCAGAAGAAUUGCAAGACAUUUAGGAAUUUAGCAACACAAUCUGCCUUUUGCAUCAGCUGAGGCUUGAACUCACAACCUCUUAGACUAAGGAUCAAUUUCUAUCUCACUGAGCUAAUUAGUCAGUGACAAUUCAUGUGUAGCUUCACAAAUUGACUAAGCCAAACAUGCAGGUGUAGCAGCCGUCCAUGCAUGGAAAAGCAGAUUUCAAACCACUGUAAAAAAUUCAGUUAUCGAAACAAAAAUCUGAAAAUACACAUAUUGCAUCUGGACAGCAUGGAGAUGUUGGUAAUUUGUUUGUAGCAAUGAUUGAUUUGCUCCACAAGUGAAAAACUGAUGUUUAAAAUUGCCAUUUUUACAUUGACUCCAAUUGUUCACAUUAGAGCAAAAUUCAAAAUGCUGUCAAAAAUUCAGUUUUUGAGAUAAAAUUCUGAAAUUUGCCACACAUCAUCUACCAUGACUCUAGAAUUUUGUCAUUUUUUUCAUGAACAUUGAAGAUUUAUUUAGCAAGAAUUUGCAUGUAUAUGUUUACAGUACCGUUUACAGUCAAACAUUUUGAUGCACUGUAGGCUCAAUUUUUGAUAAAUCAAAAAUCUGAGAAACAUAGUUUUUGUAGGACAGUCUGAAGAUGCUCUGUAGCAAGUUUGGUGUCAAUUGAGCAAAAAUUGUGGGAGGAGAUAGGUUUAAGAAGUUUUACAGUUUUUGAAAAAAACAGAGUGAUGAACUUUAUAAUUUCUAAUAGGUUUAAAUGUACAAAAGUUUAUUUAGUAUUGGGGCUACAGUUUGUUGAAAGUUGUGAAGUUGUAGCACUUAUGGUUGAUUUGUUAUGAAUUUUCAAAGUUUUGAACUUUAGACGCUUGCUGUAGCGCCACCAUCAGGACUAUUGGCUUGAGUUUACAGCUGAGGAUAUCUGGCAUGAGACUGGACCUUUGUGCAAAGUUUGGUGAGUUUUCACCCAUGGAAAGUAUGAUUUCCUCGGAACAAGAAGAAGAAGAAUACCUAGGAUUACAAUAGUGUCCUGGCAGCUUAGCUGCCCGACCCUAAAACAAAAAACAUAUCAACAAAUCAUAGUAUGCACACAAGUUCGAAAAAGGAGUAGGAAGAAGUAUACACUUUUUUUUUAUUCCUACACCUUUUUAACUUCACGGUUUAUAUAAUUUUAUAUCAUUGCAAAUAAUAUGUAUACACAAAUAUCCAUAUAAAUAUAUAAUAUCCAUAUACUACACAAAUAUUAAUAUAGUUAUAUAAUAUCCCUAUACUAUAUACAGUGUUUCCCAUUAAUUGAGUAGAUUAUUGGGGGCCCCCAUAGUCUAAUUUAUGCCCCCAUAAUCUACUUAUUUGUCUAAUAUGGUUUCAUAUGAGUAAAUGGAAUGGGAGUGGCGUGUUUUGUAUCUGAAGGAGAUUUUAUAGAUAUAGCCUCUUAAUUUGGUUCUCAUAGUUUAACCAGAUUAAUGCAUUUAACUUUGAAAUGUACACUUUUUUCCCCAGGGGGCCAUGACCCUGGACCCACCUAGAGGGUCCAUGGUCCACCCCCCAUAGUUUCACAAAAUCCUGUAGGAAACACUGAUAUAAAUAUCCAUAUACACAUAUACUCUCCCUUGAAAAAGAGGUUGUUAAUCUCAAUGGGAUCCUCCUGGUUAAAUACUACAUGAAUAUCCACAUAAAUAUUUAACUAUACUAAGCAAUUAUAAUAUAACAAUUUUCACUAUUUUAUUUAUAUCCCUCCUCACACUCCCAGGUAACACACCUCCUCUAUAUACCUGUUUAGAAAUAAUUUUUUGUACUUCUUUUUAAACAGAUUUAUGUUUGUACUUUGUUUUAUCUCCAUCUCCAGACUGUUCCACAAAGUCACACCACAGCUCAAUACGCACAUGCUUUUCAUAGUUGUUCGUACUUUGUUUUUUGAAAUUUAGAUCUCCCCUUAGAUUAUAACCUCCCUCUCUUUCUGUGAACAUUCCUCGGAUAUUUUUUGGCAGUAGAUUAUUCCUUGCUUUGUACAUUAUUUGCGCUGUUUUGAAUUUAACCAGAUCUAUAAAUUUCAACGUGUGUGAUUUUAUAAACAGUGGGUUUGUGUGUUCUCUGUAUCCAGCAUUGUUUAUUGUCCUUAUUGCUCUUUUCUGUAUUGUGCAUAUUGGCUGUAGAGUGCUUCUGUACAUAUUUCCCCAGACCUCCACACAGUAAGAUAGAUACGGUAAAAACAGUGAACAGUAUAGAGUGUAUAGUGAUUUAUGAUCCAGAAUGUGUCUUGUUUUCCCAAGAAUUGCAGUGCACUUUAAAAGCUUUGCUCGUAUGUGGUUUACAUGUGCUUUACAUGGGGUUUCCAGCAGAUUUUGUGGUUAAGGACUACACCAAGAAAUUUAAUCUCAUAUACUCUAUUUGUGUGUUAUCUAUUAUCAGUUCUACAUGAGAGUCUGUUUUAGGUCUUCCAAACAGCAUAAUUUUUGUUUUGCUCAGAUUUAAUGAUGAUUUAUUUCUGUCAAACCAGUUUUAGUUUAUUUCUGUUGUAAUCAUCUUCAAAAUCUGCUGCAAAUUCUCCCCCGAAACAGAAAAUGCUAGUGUCAUCGACACAAAACAAAUGUCAAUCAUUUUGAUACUCUACAUAUGUCAUUCACAUACAAUAUAAAUAAUUUCUGACUUAAUACUGACCCCCGUGGUACUCCGCAUGUAAUGUCCAUGUACUCCGAUUUAUGGUCACCUAUUUGUACAAACUGUUGCCUGUUUCUUAAAUAGCUCUUCACCCAGCUCAAUCCAACCCCCCUUAUACCAUACCUUUCUGGUUUAUAUAAUAAUGUGUUGUGAUCAAUGGUGUCGAAGGCUUUUUUUAGGUCCAAAAAUACUCCAACUACUAUUUUUUUUGUUGUCUAUACAAUUUGUGAUUUCUUCUAUUAAUUCGAUUAGUGCCAGAGAUGUUGAUCUGUCCGUUCUGAAUCCAUAUUGACUGUCUGUAAGAAGAUUGUGUUUUUCAAUGUAUUUUUCCAGUCUGUCUGCAAAAAGUUUUUCGAGUAUUUUGGAGAAUUGGGAGAGUAAAGAAACAGGCCUGUAGUUUGUGAAAUGGUGUCUAUCUCCAGUUUUAAACAGCAGUAUCACUUUUGCUAUCUUCAUUUUGUUCAGAAAUGUACCUGACUGAAAAGACAAGUUGCAGAUGUGGGUUAAUGGUUUUGCAAUUCCUUCAAUAAUGUUCUUCACUGUUGUCAUGUCAAUAUCAUUCCAGUCUGUAGAGGUUUUGUUUUUUACAUUUUCUUACCGUCUCCAUGAUUUCUUUUUCAUCAGCUGCUCCUAGAAAUAUUGUACUUGGAUUUCUGUCCCCCAUAUAUUCUACAAUGCCCCAUUCUGUUGUCUGUGGUUUCUUUAUUUUUGCUGCUAAUUCUGGUCCCACGUUUACGAAGAAUUUGUUAAAACCAGUCACCACAACCUCCAUAUUAUUUAUGGUCUUGUCUAGGCAUGUGCCUAUUACCGGUGUCACGGUUUACCACGGUAAAACAAUGUCACGGUGUCACUAACCGCCCAUUUUCCGUUCUGACGGUGAAGGCCAACGGUGUAACCUAUGUUUCAUAAAUGGGAACUUCAGGAACUCAAAACUCAGAAAUAAUUCUGUGCCAGUCGUACAUUUUAACUGGCACACACUCUGAAAUCAUGCAGCCUCAGUCAGUUAGUACUAGUCAGUAAUCAGUAUAAAUCCACUCACGUGCAAACUGCAAACAUGGCUGAAGGAGGAAAAGCUGAACUUUUCCCACUGGCGAAAAGGACGAAGUCGGUGGUGUGGGACUAUUUUGGCUAUCAGAAGAACCCACUUUGUCCCGACUUUAAAGAGCAUCAGAAAAAUGAGCGGCUGCGGAAAGACCAGAGGAAAAGCCAGAGCCAAGGCAAAGACCCACUCCUCCCGUGCUGGGCUCCAGUUCCCAGUUGGCCGUGUUCACAGGCUGCUGCGCAAAGUAAACUAUGCGGAGCGUGUCGGUGCCGGCACCCCCGUCUACCUGGCGGCUGUGCUGGAAUAUCUGACCGCUGAGAUCCUGGAGUUGGCUGGAAACGCUGCCCGCGACAACAAGAAGACCCGUAUCAUCCCCCGUCACCUGCAGCUGGCUGUCCACAACAACGAGGAGCUCAACAAGCUGCUGGGCAGAGUCACCAUCGUGUAGUUAAUUAACGGCUCUAUUAAACUUUUAACAGGUCUAUAUUAGCCUACACAUUUAAACAACUGGUGUGAUGAUGUGUUGCACUGACAGGAGAUGCCUGGUACGUGCUGUCACUCAUGAACGGUCAAACAAAUAUUAGCCUACCAUUUGAAAGUCUAGAGCACGAAAAUAGGACGACACCUGUUUUAUUAUGAUGAUCAUUAUUAUUAUUAUUAUUAUUAUUAUUAUUAUUAUUAUUAUUAUUGUUAUUACCGCAGUAAUACCAGUUACCGUGGUAUUUUUGCCCACGGUUAUCAUACCAUCAAAAUCUCAUACCGGCACAUGCCUAGUCACAAGCAUUCCGGGUAAUUUUUCUCCAAUAGUUUGUUAUAUUAUUCUUUCUUACAUAUCCUCAUAAUAUUGGUGAAUUUAUUUUUAUAUUUUUUAUACUUUUCCUCUGCCUCUAUAGUUUGAUGCUAACUGAACUAUGUUUGCUGAAUGUGUUAGUAUCUCUUAAUAAGUCAUCAGAAAUCCCCUUUAGAAUGUGCCUAUGUUUACCUUAAGCUAGCUCGGGCCAUGUUAAAGUAAACAAUAUUUUAACGGAGCAAGGCAAGCUAAUUGCCAACAUGCUUGGUUGAAAAGGAGAAAAAAAAAACAAUGCUUUGAAAUGGCUUUCAGAGAUGGCAGAGGUAUGAUCACAUAAUCCCGUUUGAGCUAUAGCAGGUGGUGUGUUCCACGUUUUAUUUCCAUAUUGUACCUGGAAAGAAAAUUAGAGUACUGUAAACAAACUGUUAACAUUUGAAAUCACCAGUUUUGGUUCAACGCCGGAAGUUGCGCACAUAAUUCACGCCAGGUAUCAUGGGGGCUAGGAAUAAGGUGGAUAGGCUUUAGGUUUGUAAGUUCUUGGUAUUUUGAGUGGGGUCAGCUCAAAAAUUAGGGCUGUUAGUUGUGCGUGUACAUUAGGGUGGGGUGAUAAUACGAUAAUGAGGUAUCCCGCGGUAUCUAAAAAUAGCAACGGUAUCAGUUUCAUUACCGUCAUUUUAAAAAGAAUCUGCUGCGCAUAUAGGUAGGGAUGUCCCAAUCCAGCUUUUUCAAUUCCGAUCCGAUAACGAUAUUACAGCCUUGAGUUUUGGCCGAUACCGAUCCGAUCCAAGCGCGUAUUAUACAUAUUCACUUAUUUUGUUGUCAGUCAUGUUAGAAAAGGUUUGAUCAAGCGAUAUUACUCUAACAAGAACAACUACUUAAUCGGGUUAGUUAGAAUGAUCCACAACAGUUGGUAUGAGAAACUGACCUGUUUAUUGUUAACAGGGUUAAAUAAACAAACUUUAAACUUGAACAUUAACAUUAAAUAAAAAAUAUAGCUGGUUUGCUUUGGCUGCUUUGGCCCCUUAAUAAAUAGAAAAUAAAUCAACACAAGAAAUCUUUAAAAUGUCUAACAUUGAAAUUAAAAUAGCAGCAAGACUCCACACACUUGUGCUUUGGCCCCCUAAUAAAUAAAAAAUAGAUUAACACCACAAGACAUUGUUGACAUUUAACAAACAAUGCAGCCUUUCCUUUUCAGUUAUUGUAGUAGUGUCAGUGCCAGCCUGGUGCUGCUGUUUCCUGGGACCAACAGAGGGGACAAAAAACCACACACAAUAUUGUACAACUGUUUAAACAAGCAAUAGUCCAUCCAUGGCUCCAGUUUCACUAAUUGUGCCCAAAACAAUGUCAUCAGUGCUCUUUACUUAAACAGUAAGAGUGUAAACCAAAUAAAAAUAUCACUCUCAAAAAACCAGAGCAGAAAAUAAAUAGUCAGUUAACUAAAUAGACCGCUACUCUUCCUACCCUCCGUGUGUGUCUGCAUGCUGGCGGCUGGCCUGGUGGAUUGAUAGUAAGUGCUGGAGAGGAUCACUGGAAUGGACUGCUUGAAUCGCGGAGCCAUGAGCUGGCCGGAAAACCUGAAUCGGACUCAGUGAAAAACUGGAUCGGAGUUCUUGGAUCGGCAUUUUUCCAUGCAGUCAGAUCCAAUGCGGAUGCACGUUUUUUGCUAAUAUCGGCAGCCAAUACCGAUCCGAAUAUCGGAUCGGGACAUCCCUAAAUAUAGGCCUACAGGGGCCUGAUAUAACAUUAAUUUAUUUAAUGCCUAAAUAAUGAGCGCUUGUCAAGCACGGUUGAGUUUGCAAUUUAAUAGCCUACUAUUACAAUUUAAAACUAGUAGUAGGCUAUAAUGUUUCUCUUAACUGUUGAUUCGGGAGAUGACAUUUGAAAAAGUUUUUGGAUGUGACACCGUCACAUGACAGCUCGGACGUGAGAAAGAGAAGAAAAGAUGGCAAGCAUCAAGCGAGUUGCCCCCCCCCCCCCCCAAAAAAAACAAAACACAACGUCAUAACUUCUGCAAGCAGCAGCAGGUCCAGUGGCCAUCAGAGUGGAGGAGGGAGAAGCACAACCCGAACCACCCAAAAAAAGAUGACUCUGGGCAAUCUCCUUCAAAGAGAAGCAGAUGCGGUGGCAGGUCCUGUCAGCACCAUACAGGAGUGAGCAGGAGCAGAGAUAACUGCCUGUUGUCGCGAGCCCAUUCAGGGCUGUACGUUAACUUUUUUAGCCCAUAGCACCGGUGCUACAGAGGGUGAUAAUUUUGUAGCACAGGCCAGAAAGUUUGUAGCACCUGUCACGAUAACAAAUUUUGCUGGCCGAUUAAUUGCGUCAGAAAUUAUUGCGAUAAGCGAUAAUAUUGCCCAAUAUUGUGCUUUUUAAGACAAUUUUUAUUAUUGUUGUAAUUUUGCUGUUUUUAGACCAUUUUUAAAACUUAUAUGAUGAUAAUAAAGGCAUAAUGAUGCAAGUACACCCUUUUAAAGGGAAAUAAACAUUUAUUUAACAAGAAUAUUUACGAAUACAAAAAAGAAAAUUUAAAUAUCCGAAAUAACGUGUAAAAAUACCAAAAUAAAUAAAUAAAGACCUUAUGAAUACAAAAAAUUACAAAAAAAUAGACUGUCAGUCUCUCACUCUCAGGUGUUAAGUUGGUCGUAUUCACUCUUUUUGUUGAGAUGGUUUUAGAACAAACCCGGCAUACCGGCUCGUCCAAAUUACUGGGCUCCCCUCUGUCAUUUGGUUUAAAUUCAAAACACUCUCACACAGGGGCCGUGGCAUUUGGUUUACGAACAAGUUCCCUGUCUUUCUCUUACGCUCAACUCUCUCGCCUCGUCUCCCCCUCAUGAAGAUCGCACUGUGUGUGUGUAGCCCAUAGCCCCGCCUCCCCCACAGAGACAAAGGCACUCGAUGACAAGAGCUUUCCCUCCGUUCAUUAUGCUAACGAACCAACUCACCUGGCUGCCAUGCACGGCAGUGAACGCUUUUGUCGUCUAGUGAAAAAAACGAGAAAAAAACAGACCACACACACACACACACAAGCGGCUCGCAAGCAACGUGUGCUACUAGGCAAAUAAAUUCAUCGCACAAACAUUUUUUUCCAUCGCUGUACAGCCCUGCAGUUAUUCAGGCAGAUGAAGACCCCCUUCUCUGGUGGAAAUGUGAUGGGGCCAGGCAUUUUCUUCUGAUGUCGAGGGUUGCCCAAAAGUACCUGUGCGUUUGUGCCACGAGCUCUCCAUCAGAGCGGGUGUUCAGCACCGUGGGCAAAGUUCCACUACAUGCCCUGCUCCAGCUGGAAUAAGUAAACAUGCUGGUUUAUCUGGCAAAAAAAACCUUGAAUAGUUUUGAAGCAUAGGAUGCUGCUAUAAUUAUCAUUAUAGUUUGUUUUUAUUUCAUUUUCAAUGAGGAGUAGCCUGUUCUGACGGACAGAAAAGUUAAGACUUGGAGAGGGUGAACUUUUCAAAGUAAAGGUAGGCUCUAAAAAUAAACCAACGAACAGUAUUUCCUAUUGCGUUCUCAGGAUAGGAUUAUAUAUGCCCAUUUUCAGUCAUGCCUUGUUAUUUAUUGUUCUGUUUUUCUUACUGGAUAAGUCCUAGUACUGGAUGCUGUAGAGCUGUGCUUUUAAUUUGAUUUAUGUUGAUAGAUUUUAAAAUAAACCAACAGACUGUAGCCGUUGCGUUCUCAGGACAUGCUGUAUAGCACACAUUAUCGUUACUGCUAUUGUUAUUUAUUGUUACCUUUAAUUAUUUGAUAAGCCUAUAAGUAUUGGAUGCUAUAGGGCUGUGUUUUAAUUUAAUUCAAUUGUGUCGAUUACUGUACUGCAAGUGGACUGUAGCCCACAGACAAUUUGUUGUUAUUUCAUUCUGUUUGGUUGACUGCUGCAUUUGCGUAUUUGUUAAUAAAAGUUGUUAAUGUUGUACAUGUUUUGUUGUUAUUUUUUUAAGUAUUCUUAAGCCUAUGUAAUGUUUGCUAUUCUGUUUCUGAAUGGUAAAAAGAAAAAAAAAAAACACCACGUUGAAUCAUGGCAAAGUGUGACCAGAAAAGCACUGUUGAAGCUGUCAUUUUGGGAUAUUUGUCAGGAAGUUUCUCACAAUGCCUCCCUGUGUUUUGGAGAGAGUUGUCAGAUGGUAAACAUUCAACAUACAGAUAUAUUGUACUGUAUGUACUGUAUAUACAGUUAUCUAACUGAGUGUCUUCUUUUUG